Messenger RNA from Symsagittifera roscoffensis, 2082 nucleotides. RefSeq lists its product as uncharacterized. The transcript has a single exon. Lineage: Eukaryota; Metazoa; Xenacoelomorpha; Acoela; Convolutidae. Gene Ontology annotation, cellular component: amphisome; aggresome. Gene Ontology annotation, biological process: aggrephagy; mitophagy; endosome organization. Gene Ontology annotation, molecular function: K63-linked polyubiquitin modification-dependent protein binding; zinc ion binding; protein kinase C binding. The coding region runs from base 353 to 1936 and encodes 527 amino acids. The record is from RefSeq and is a predicted model, not a curated record.
CUUUAUUUUCGACGAAUCCUCCGAUAGCUUAAAAAUAGAGACCGACUUCUCUACGUCACAUCCGAAAAUAAUUUUGACGUAAUUGUUCAGAAGAUUCUAGAAUGACGCCUUCAUGUUAAGAACGUUUAAAUAUACAAAAUGCAAGUCAUGCCAUUUCAAACAACUACCGUAUAAAAGCAUUCUGCAAACGAAAGAAAAUUUAGUCUUUCAGAUUAUCUCUAACCUUCAAUACAGUCAAACACAGCAAAUAUAUUCUCAAUUUUGUGACUUGCUCAUAUCUGGCUCAAAACAAGAUUGAUUUCUACCAUUCUAAUCAAAUUGAUUUAAUCAAAAAAAGUAUUCUACGACUGUGAUGUCUUUAACCGUGAAAGCAUUCUUCAAAGAAGAAAUUCGUCGGUUUGCGCUCGACGUUUCCAACGCUACUUCGUUCGCCUAUCUGGAAGGUAAGGUGCGAACUUCGUUCCAGAAUUUGCCCGCAAAGGGAAAACUCUUGCUGAGAUGGAAAGAUAGCGACGGAGAUUUGGUCACCUUCAGUACCGAUGACGAACUUGUCGAAGCUCUGAGCUCUGCCGAGAACGGAGUUUUCCGAGUUCACUUGGCCGAGAAGGAAUCGCCGAGGCAUAACGACAAUGGUUUCGGCGAUGCUUGGCUCUCGGGUGGAAUCCAGGAUGUGCUUGGAUGCCCUCCUCCUCUGCCGCCUCAUCACGGACACGCACCCCCGCCACCUUUGGGACCCCACCCUGGAUUCCCAUUUGGGUCUCACGGCUGUUUCAACGAUGGACCAGCGGUGCAUCAUUUCGUGACGUGCGACCAGUGCAAUGCGUCGCCGAUUGUUGGAACCCGAUACAAGUGCAAGACUUGUCCUGACUACGAUCUCUGCUCAACUUGUAAAGUGAAGGGACUUACCUGUGGCAACGCAGAUCAUCAGUUCAAACAAAUCUCUCAUGUACGCCCAGGCCAGGCUAACUGGGGACCCCGAGGAGGAGGCAGAUGGGGAAGAGGACGCGGCAAGUGCCCGAUGCUUCGAAAAAUGGAUGGAGAGCAAUCAAGCGACGAGGAAGCUGGCAACAGUCCGAAGCACUGCGGUGGACCUCUCGGCAAAGAAGAGCGAGAAAAACUGAUCAAUGUUGUCAACAUUGUCAAGGAGAGCGCCAAAACCCAGGCAUUCGAAGUAGCGGGAGCAGUUGCUGGGGAUUGUGCCGGAGAAGCAGCCGCAGUUGCUGUGCGAAGUUCGAUUCGAAGAGCUCUCAUAGUGCAGCGACGAUCCGGUCUGGGGCCGAAACAAACGAAACAUACGAAACCUAAGAAACAUCACGAUGGGUCAUCUUCGAGCAGCGAUGAAUCUGAUACUGACUACGAAACAGCUCACGUGAUUGACUCCGCGACUGACUCGAAGAAACUGAAGAAGCAAUCCAAAGUGGCGGCCAAAGCUGUGGCAAAACUGGCCGCGAAGGAAGUGACUGAAAGCUUUGGUAAACUGGCUGGCAAGUGGGCGGCCCAAGCUGUCAAGCAGAGUAUGCUUGUUUCGAUCAAGAUGUGCGUGAAAGCUGAGGCAAAGCGUGAAAAGAAGCAGGCCAAGAAAGAUCACAAGCAGUUCAGCGUGACAUUCCACGAGGAUGCGACCUCAAAUGUGGAGCAAAUGGAGGGAGUUUGGAGCGGUGUAAACACCAAUAGUGCGACUUCUGCUGGUGCAGGAGUGAGUGAGCCAUUGAGUGUGACUCUGAACAAUGUUCCGAUCUACCCUAUGGCGCCGCCUGAACAGGUUCCUCUUCACUCUGAACCUCAACAGCCGGUGUUGAGUGCCGAGGAUCAGGCAAUUAUGGAUGCGAUCGCCGCAUUCAAGAACAUGGGAUUCACUCCUGAUGAAAAACUGGUGGACGAGAUCAAAAAAGCGAAGGGAGACAUCACUGUCGUGUUUGACCAGAUGAAGAAAUAAACACAAACAAGUGAUCAAAAUCGUAUCAACAGCAACUGAUGAGAUCAAAAGAUACUCGAAAUUACCUUGAUGAAUGAAAAUAGAUGUAUAAGUAUUGCAUGUCUUAGUAAUAACUGAUAUAUCGAAAUAGAAUUUUAUUGGCUGCA